AUAACUGAGCUAGGCUGGAAGACGCACAUACACUUGGACCAGCAGGCUUUCAAACGCGAUCAAGAUGCCCAAGGAGAAUACCAAUACAAUGAUUUCACCGCGCACGGCAUUAGCGAGGUGAUUGACAAUUGGCUGAAAGACAUCAAUAAGGAGAUAUCGAAGACGGUGUCCCUGUAUGCGAUGUGGGCCCAACUUGAAGGAUUCUCGUUUUUCACAAAAACCGACUACAUUGAUACCUGGUUUAUGGGAGAUGACGGUCACGGAUCCGCAGAGACGAUUGGCCUCGUUGGCAAAGCUCUCCUCACCAGUCUCUACAUCUUGAAAGAUCACGGGCUAUUCAAACCCUAUCAGCCCACGGAUGUCGGUGGGCUCAGGAACCUCCCGCUCAUUCUCGCCCUGUUCGUUGAAUUUGCCAGGGCGUGGAACGAGCUAGGUGGUGAAAAAUCCGGUGGACAAUACGGGGAGACAAAGUGGGUACACAAGCUUGCACAACUCGCAAAGGAGAACAAAAUCGAGAUCAAGGGUCCCUACAAGUUCCACAAACACAACCGAAAACAGCUUGAGCCCGAGCUUGACUCUGAAGAGCCGAAGAAAAAGAAGCAGAAACUGCAUUUGUCGGAAGGCACAUGGGGCAUUGCGACCUCUGUCGACGCCGAUCUCGAUGAUGAGGCUGAUGUUGAGGACGAUGGAGAUUACUCAGUGGCUGGGUGGAGGAAAGCGACCUCUACCAAAAGACAUGCUAAGGAGCGCAGGACCGUAAUCGGUGGCACUGACUACGAUCUCACAAGGGGAGGAGGACGCAGAUAG
Molecule: messenger RNA, 807 nt
Organism: Periconia digitata
Lineage: Eukaryota; Fungi; Ascomycota; Dothideomycetes; Pleosporales; Periconiaceae
Source: the annotation of a GenBank genome assembly